AUGGAUCUUGAAUUGCUGGAAAAACGCAUUCGUGCCUUAGAAGACGCAGUCGGUAUCAGUCAUUUAGCCGGAGAGGUUUUUUGGAGUUUUUAUUAUCAAACGCUUUUUUUGUUUAGGUUAAACCAGUGCCUCAGCAAAUUGAAGAUAUUCAAAAGCGAUUAAAAACUGUUGGUGGUGCCCACCAACUUUUGAAAAUCCCAGUGGGGAAGUUGCAAAAGCUGAACGAGUUUGCACUUCAGGUUUCUUUUUCUACUAUUUUUCAGAGACUAAAUAUGUUUAGGCUGAUACGAGCCAGGUUCCGUUGAAUGAAAGAUUAGAAAUCGUGGCUGAUUCAGAAGAAAUCGUGAAACAAAGGGUUGACCUUCUACAGGAAUUUCAAGAAAAUUUUGAGGUUGACAAUUUUUUUUUCAUCAAAGUAGACAUUUACCUUAACUUCUUCAGAAAGUUAUUGAGGACGAAGGAGAUGCGAUCGCGAACCUCGAUUCGUACACUGAAACUCUAACCAAAACAGUUGGAGAGAUAAAAGUCUUGAGCGAAAAAUGGAGAAAGUUAGUUGUUAAUUAUCUUUUUCGUAUUUAUGUUCUUUUCGGAACUUCUCGCUUGAUUCUAGGAGACGCAGGUAAAUUUGUACAAGAAUCUUUUUUUAUUUUUCUUGAAGAUUUGCGCUUCCGUCUUCGAAAAAAAAUCAACAAGAAUUUUAGACAUAAUGAUAUUAAUCGAUAAAGACGCUAAUUCAUUUUUUCAGAGAAAAUGCAGAACUCGAGGAAUUCAAAAGCAAUUACAAUACGAUCAUUAGAGCAAUGGUGAAAAGGAUCGACGGUCUUCAGUCCAAAGUUUGUUUUUUUCAAAACAAUUUUUCAUAUUAUCAGACGAAUUUCUAACAGAUUCUUUUCAGAUAGCAGCCACUGAGGUCGCUUGA
Molecule: messenger RNA, 919 nt
Organism: Caenorhabditis auriculariae
Lineage: Eukaryota; Metazoa; Nematoda; Chromadorea; Rhabditida; Rhabditidae
Source: the annotation of a GenBank genome assembly